Messenger RNA from Vanrija pseudolonga, 4089 nucleotides. RefSeq names its product AB hydrolase superfamily protein. Bases 319 to 3345 code for a protein of 1008 amino acids. Gene Ontology annotation, molecular function: lipase activity. The transcript is spliced from 13 exons. NCBI's taxonomy places the organism in Eukaryota, Fungi, Basidiomycota, Tremellomycetes, Trichosporonales, Trichosporonaceae. The record is from RefSeq and is a predicted model, not a curated record.
CCUCGGCCAUCUGGUCGACUUUUGGUAGUAACGUCGUCCCCCGCAAUUGUUGGAGCUCGUCGUUACUGCAUCCAAACAUUGUACCUCACACGACUACAUCAACUCGACACCUCGAUAAGAGUCGAAAGCACCGCGCCUGCGCUUGCAACUCCAUCCGCUUCUCUUCAAACUUUACCAUUGUUCUUUUGGGCGCAUCCGAGUUGCCCGACGGACAUUCUCUUGGCGUCUCAUUUUGAGCUCUAUCACGACCUCGUUCGCUCUUCCCUCUCCACUAUCUUCACGCAACACCGCGCCAACCCAUCGCGCUAAACCAACGCGAUGCCCGACUUCCUAACGUCCCAAGUGGCCAUGACGGCCGGGCCCCUUGUGCUGGAGACCUUCCUCAAGCACUACCUGACCCCCAGGAAGUACCGCAAGGACCGCAACGGCAAGGACACGGCCAGGGUGGAAUUCAUGUACGAUGAAGCCUUCAAUGUGCUAAAGAACUUCCUGGAUAUCUCCACGCAUCACACCGUAACGGCUCUGCAAGAGCUGAGUCAAACGCGAACUCCAUCACCGCCAUGGGUGGCCGUUCACCGGUGUUCGAUCCCUCACACGACACUGUCUCAGGCUGCAGACUACCUGGUGGAGGGCUUUGGCGGAGAGGAAAUGGCCUACAGGGUUGCAGGUGGAGUCAAGUGGUGGCAAGUCCGUGCGGGAAAGGGUGUCGAAGCAGAGUGGAUCGCUAUGCGCAGCGAGUACAAGGAGGCGGUUGAGCUCGACCACAAGAAGAAGUCGGCGGCUAAAUCGGAGGGGGACGACGAUGAGUUCCUUCCCGAGAUGGACCGGCUUCGCUGUAUCCUGUACAGUGAGUUCCUUUCUGGCCUGGGCGACAGAGACGGAAAGCUAAUCGACUCAGUUCACGGCGGCGCCUACUACUGGGGCUCCAUCAACACCCAUCGUUAUUCUAUCUGGCGCUACGCUCGCAAGAUCAAUGGGCGCUGCUUUGCCGUAAACUACCGCAAGGCCCCGCAGUACCCUUUCCCCUGCGCCAUUCAAGACUGUCUGGCCGCAUGGCUCUACCUCGUCGACCCACCACCAGGUGCAGAGCACAAGCCAGUCGACCCCAAGAACAUUGUCAUUGCAGGCGACUCGGCAGGCGGAGGCUUGGUCCUUGCGUUGCUGCAGAUUCUUCGUGACGUCCAAGGUCUCGAUCUGCCUGCGGGCGCUGCGUUGAUCAGCCCGUGGUCCGAUCUUACCCACAGCUUUCCCAGCAUUCUACAGAACACCGCCACUGAUGUUGUUCCGCCCUACAGUUUCAUUCACAAACCCUCAUCUCUGUGGCCACCUCCACCCCCAGCCCUCACGGAGGAGAUGCAGCAUGGUAUCAGCCUGAAGGUCAAGGAGGCCGUCUCGAAACUCCGAGGGUCGCAGGCCAAACCUACGGAGCGCGCGAAGCAUUUGGACACGGGGCGUCAAACACCCCUCUCCCGACAGGUGUCUUCGACCGGAUCUAUCCAUACCGCCGACCCCGAUGCUCCAGGCAAACUGAAAGCCUUCUUCCAACAGAACAGAGCACUGUUGGAGGGAGAUAAGGAGCUGAAGUCGAAUGCGUCCCGUGCAAAUCCCGCGGCGCCUUGGGAUCAUCUCGCCUCACGCUCCACCGAAGGCGAUGUGGCUGGUCGCGAUGCUUCCACUCUUGCUCAGUGUGCCGACCCGCUGCGAGUGCAGGUGGGCAAGGACACAAUUGCUCUCGACACGCAGGUUCAGCUAUAUGCCACCAACGCCCAGCUGUGCCACCCAUGGGUAUCUCCUGUGCUGGGCUAUCUCGGAGGUCUUCCUCCGCUGUACGUCAUGUGCGGCGACAAUGAGGUGUUGCGCGACGAAAUCAUCUACCUGGCACACAAAGCAGCGCAUCCCGAAAAGCACCCAGUUCGGGAGGACGUCAAGAAACUGCUUCCCUCGCUUCAGGGCAUUGAGGACAAGUACGGGCCGACGGAUGUGCAUCUUCAAGUGUAUGACGGCGUCGGCCACGACCUGCCACUAUUCUCCAUGACAAAACCAGCCCGUGGCACCUACCGUGCCAUCGCCACGUUCGUGCGAAGAGUCACGCCUCGCAACAGAGCAUCUUCCUCUCCUGUCACCACCUCGGGUGAUGUUACGCCGGAGGGCGAGCGCCGGUUCUUCAAUGGCACUGAGGAAGUGGACUCACCGCAAGUCGCCACCGACAGCUCAACCCCUGCCAACGCUCCCUUUGCCGCCGAGGCUUCGGCUACGCAACAACAGGCUAUUCCUGGAGAUGACUUGGCUCGUCAGCUUGAAGACCUAUCCACUCAGGACACAGCAGGUCGCACCGAUCGCAGGUCCAAAAGAACGUCUAUCAUGAUGCCUGCUUUAAAACCCGUGGAUACGUCGUCUGCAACCUCGCCGUUGUCUCCUUCGCCCCUGUCCGCUACGUCGCGCCGAUCUGUCUGGAGACAUUCGACGUUCUUUGCCGGCUCGGGUACCGCGACGCCCGCUGACAAGGCGGCUCCCGUCAAGGAGGUUCCUGCCAAUGUUGCAGGACCGCGCUUUGAGCUCCAAAAGGGCAAGCGGGAGAAGGCCAAGCCGGGUGAGGCGGGCUACAGUGGAGUGUAUGCCGGUGCGAACCCAUUCACGGACCACAUGAUUCGCGAGCGCGUCGACUUUGAUGGCGUGUGUCGCCCGUUGGAGCCUGAAUCCGAGCUGGGUGCGAUGACGAUGCCCGCGGACGAGAUCGGCAUGAUCAAGGCUGGUCCUGCUCUGCGAUAUGCGGAGGGCCAGUCCAUCUGGGAUCACAAAUAUCGCCGUCAAAGGAGGAAGGUGGCGAAGCGCCGUGAACACAACCUGGCCACCGCGAAAAGCCGCGAUCUCAGUCACAUCCUGAAGCACUGGGAAAACCGUGCUUCCCAACUGACGCCUGAGGAGCUUGCUGCCAUUCGCAAGGAUGCCGAAGAGAGCUCUCGGUCUCGUCAAGCUGCCAGCACAUCUGCUGAGGUCGAGAGUGAUACCAGCCCGGGUAGCUCCUCGGAUGAACCGGGAGGCCACGCCGUACACCGAGCGUCCACGGUGCCCGAUGAAACCUGGUAUUGGCAAUGGGCACUGCAUAACGAGGCCCCUCCUCCCAGUGCAAUUGUCAGCAGGCGCGAUCUGCCUGAAGGGCGAAAGCUGGCUCUUAUGGCCGAUCGCAUUGAGUCGAAGGACGGCUCCGGGUCGUUCACGCUUCCAAUCUGGGUGGCUCUUAACUCGUUCUUCUCAGACGCAUCUGAUCGCAAGAAGGUACACGACGGCAUGCGCAAUGCAAAGAAGGCGGCGGAUGCUAAGCACGGUAGCAAGACAGAAGCCUAGAGCGUGCAUUAAGUCUAUGAACAGUGGCUCCGGGGCUCUGGGGGCGAUGAGGAUAUGGACUUGGAGUGAAUGAGCCACAGCGGCGUGGCCGUGAGAAGUAUGUAAUGCAAGUAGUGAUGAAGAUGACUUGACUAGCGCUUGCUCUUCUUUGCGUCCUCGGCUUCCUUGAUCCAGCGCUUGGGAAUGCCACGAAUAAGGAGGGCCUCGGUGACGAGCUUGAUCUGCGAGCCCUGAACGAGCACCUCUUUGAGGUUGAGCUUGGGCGACGCGCCGGUAAGCGGCUGGACACUGGCACUUCCAGCGCAGACGCGACGCAGCUCGUCGGCAAAGUCGUCAAUGUCGACGCCAAAGCUCUCGAGGCCGGAAAUGAGGGUGACCUGCUUGCGGCCCUGGCGCGUCUUGACGGACAUGAUGAUGGGGUUGAGCGUGCCCUUCCUGCGGUCGUCAGUGGCACUAAACCUUUGGUUACCCACUUGACCACGCCGCCGACUGACACGGCCCAGGUCACGCCCGCGCGCAGCCGCCUAACAGCCUCAUCGCGUACGAGCGUGUCCCCGCUCUUGAAGCCCUUGCCGCCAAUGGCGGACGCCAGCGUGUCGUCGAGCACGAUGGUGCGGUGGUCCUUGCCGUCGAUGAGCUUGUGCUUGGUGAUGUAGUCGUCAAACGUGGGCUUGAUGACCGCGGGACGGUUGAGCGAGCCCUGCCUGUGGGAUUAGCGCAUUCAGGAGAGACCACUCACUCGAU